This is a messenger RNA of Pangasianodon hypophthalmus (striped catfish), 1578 nucleotides long. It is a transcript of the gene msmp1, whose product is annotated as microseminoprotein, prostate associated 1. Lineage: Eukaryota; Metazoa; Chordata; Actinopteri; Siluriformes; Pangasiidae. The transcript has 4 exons. The record is from RefSeq and is a predicted model, not a curated record. The coding region runs from base 652 to 1020 and encodes 122 amino acids.
GGGUUGCCUAUCUUUGCCUAGUCCUGAGUCUGCCCCUGCCCUGUGGUGGGAUGGGCUGUGAGAGGACAGGGCAGAUCCGUUUUACUCUUUGACUCUUCACCUCUAGAAUGUUUAUAGAGGACAAUGACAGGGCGGCUCUUCCUUUCUAACAUCUUGGGCUUUAAUAGCCGCUCAUGAGCGAUUAAUACCUUUUGCAUGAUUAUUUACAGGCGCCCCGAGAUUCGACUAACGUAAUGAAAACACGUAAUCGGUUCUCAUUAACCGCUUUACCGGAAUCGUGACGUUAUUCAUGAUGAUAUAAUUUAUGAUCCUGAUCGAGGACUGAUCGCUGCACGACGGUGGUCCGGACGGGAAUGACGUCAGUGCACGGAAAAGGCCGAAGUGUCUCUCCAGACUUCUUUUUUUCCCCCAAAUUCAAUGCCACAAGAACAAGAGGUCAUGCCCAGUGGAGCAGAGAAUGGCAAAUCGCUGGAGAAACAGAUCGAAUGGUGCCAAGCCACAGCCUUUUUCCUCUCCAACCCCCCCAAAAAACACGCCAAUGGUUCCCCCUCCCACCUCUGCUGCACCUCGAGCUCACAUAAGUGUGGGGGGUAUAAAUGGAGUUACAGAAACAGAGAGUGAUUCAGACAACAAGUGACAGAAAGAGAAGAGAUGGCAGGACAGUGGAUGAUGAUCUUGAUUGGUGUUUCACUGGGGAUGACCUGCUUGGCAGCUCCAACCGAAUGCCACUUCAACUCUCAAGCUCUGUGUGAGUAUGAGGGAAGGCACUACUCAUUGGGUCAGAGCUGGAUGGAACAGGGGUGCAUACAGUGCACCUGUCUGCACCCUUUUGGGGUGGGCUGUUGUGAAACUGUGGAGCAGCCAGUGGACUUCCCACCUUGGUGCCAGGUGCGAGUUGAAUCUGUAACCUGCAAGGUGAGCUUGGUGCUGACCUCUGACCCACGUCUGCCCUGCCUUCCGGGAGAGGGGAACAGUGUGGACCCCAGUCAUGGAGAAAUGAACAUGAAACUAGCAGGUUAACAAGACAACAAAGCAGUUGAUCCAUCUGCCAAACCUGCAUCAUGCCUGUCUGCCUAAGCUGUCAUUGUGCUUCAUCUGUACGAUCUGUAAUAAUGAUACAAGUAACUAAUAUUUGCUUUUUAUCACCCUGAAAGUUAGACAAAGUGGUUGGUCAUGUGCUGCUCUUGUCCAGGGGUCAUUUCUGUCCCCUGCUUUAAUAAACCGUACUGGUUUUAUAUCUUGCCUGACUAUGCAGUGAUGAAAGAACCCUCCAGAGCACAGAUUUGGUAAUAAUUGCAAAAGACUUCUAGUCUAGGUACAGGUGAUUCACCUAUAGUAUUCACUAUGAAGUUGAAACACAAAUACUAAUCCUCAAUCAGCACUUAUAGCCUGGAAAGGACACAUGCUGUUUUGGAGUGGUACUUCCUCAUCCUUCAUUACAUUGAUUUAAUUCAUACAUCUACUCAAAUAGCAUGGUCAUGAUAUGUUAAUAUUACCUAAUGCACUAUUGUAAAUACCCAGCUUUGCGCCUUCAAUGAUAUACAUAUUACAGUUUUAUUUCAUGUGUACCACUUCAUA